AUGUCACUUCUGCCCAAAAGCGACUCGAUCCAAAUCCGGGAUGUUUGGGCCGACAACUUGGACGAAGAAUUUGCCCUGAUCCGUGAAAUCGUCGAUGACUACCCGUACAUAGCCAUGGACACAGAGUUUCCUGGUAUUGUCCUACGGCCGGUGGGCAAUUUCAAGAACUCGAGCGACUAUCAUUAUCAAACACUGAAAGAUAAUGUAGAUCUACUGAAGCUCAUCCAGUUGGGCCUGACUUUCUCGGACGAGAAGGGUAAUUUGCCCACUUGUGGGACAGACAAGUACUGCAUUUGGCAGUUCAAUUUCCGUGAAUUCAACCCCAAUGAGGAUGUCUUUGCUAAUGACUCGAUCGAGCUUCUGCGCCAGAGUGGGAUUGAUUUUGAGAAGAAUAAUGAAAAGGGUAUUGACGCAAGAAGGUUUGGGGAGCUUUUAAUGUCUUCGGGGAUUGUGUUGAAUGAUAACGUGUUUUGGGUGACUUUCCACAGUGGGUAUGACUUUGGAUACUUGCUGAAGCUCUUAACUUGUCAGAAUUUGCCUGAGACACAGGUGGGCUUUUUCACACUGAUCAACGUGUAUUUUCCGGUGCUCUAUGAUAUCAAGCACUUGAUGAAGUUUUCAAACAGUCUGCAUGGAGGGUUGAAUAAGCUGGCCGAACUGUUGGAGGUCGAGAGAGUUGGGGUGUGCCAUCAGGCAGGGUCCGAUAGCUUGUUGACUUCUUGUACUUUUAGGAAGUUGAAGGAGAAUUUCUUUAGCGGCUCGAUGGAAAGGUACUCGGGUGUUUUGUAUGGGUUAGGUGUUGAGAAUGGGCAGUCAUAG
Messenger RNA from Striga hermonthica, 819 nucleotides. NCBI's taxonomy places the organism in Eukaryota, Viridiplantae, Streptophyta, Magnoliopsida, Lamiales, Orobanchaceae. The record is from the annotation of a GenBank genome assembly.